Sclerotinia borealis F-4128 is the source of this 1572-nucleotide messenger RNA. Lineage: Eukaryota; Fungi; Ascomycota; Leotiomycetes; Helotiales; Sclerotiniaceae. The record is from the annotation of a GenBank genome assembly.
AUGAUGUUCCCGUUUUACACAUUUGCGAUCCUCUGCUUGCUCUUUGACCUAUCUCUCGCAUCAAACGUUUUGAAUGUACAAUUUAUAUCAGCUCAUUUCAAACAAAUACUCUCACCUGGGUCUGAAGUCUGGCUACCUAACGAGGCCAAUUACACCUCUGCAAUAACCCAAAGAUGGACCAUUUACCCCCCGGCCGAGCCUACAUACCUCAUUGCUCUGAAACCAGCUCUACCGUCGGAUAUUCAAAAGAUUAUCCAAUUUGCUUCUCACAACAAUAUUCCUUUCCUGGCAACGGGGGGAGGCCAUGGAUACUCAGCAACACUACACAGCUGUAAUAAUGGAAUCGACAUUGACUUAGGUUUUUUCCAUAGUAUCAAGUUAGACAAAGAAGCAAGUACCCUCACAAUCGGAGGAUCCGUCAAAUUUGGUGAACUGAUACAACCAUUAUACGACGCUGGCAAAGAACUUCAAACAGGAGUAGGAGAAUGCGUCGGCGCAGUAGGCGCAACUCUAGGUGCAGGAGUAGGACCUUAUACUGGUCUUCACGGCCUCGUGAUCGAUGCCCUUCUAGAGGUAAAAUAUGUCACCGGAACAGGCGAAUUAAUCACAGCCUCCAAAACUGAGAAUUCUGAGCUUUUCUGGGGAGCUCGAGGAGCCGGUCAUCAAUUCGGCGUGGUGUAUGAAGCCACAUAUAUUGCACAUGAUGCAACCAACAAUGGAGAUCUCAUACUUGCAGAUAUAAGAUUUCAUGCCAGUGACAACGCAUCAUUAUGGGAAAUCAUUAAGGAUAUUGGGACCAAUCAACACAAAGAGAUGGCAUUAACCUUCCGAGGAAACUGGGAUGAUAAAUUUGGCGGUCUCAAUAUCCUCUUAACCGCAGAAUGGAUUGGACCCAUGCAAGAAGCCCUCGAAGCAUUGGCUCCAUUUCUUUCUCUCGACCCCAUCCAACAAAAUAUAACCCAGAUCCCCUGGACCAGACUUUACGACGAAUUUUCCUUUGGAGGUGGCAAAAUUGUCUGCGAACGUGGCGCCAACAAUAGUAAUUGGUCCGUUAAUCUCUACAGCGUCGACAUCCCAGCUUUCAUUCGAACAUUCCAAAAACUCGCCGAUUUCUACGCCGACUUUCCAGAAUCAAGAACAACUUUCUGGGCAAUUGAGAAAUUCGCAAAUCCAGUAACUCUUUCGAUUCCCGAUAACGAAACUGCAUAUCCGUAUCGGAAUACUACGAUGUAUACAUUCGUUGCUCUGCAAAUCAAUAACGAAUCACAAAGUGAUGCCAUGAAUGCCUUUGGUGCUUCUUUUCAAUCAGAGUUGGCGGCUUCGAGUGGAUACGAUGAUCUAAGGGUGUAUAUAAACUAUGGGCGUGAUGAAGGGGAGGAAGUAUGGUAUAGUGAGAGAAAAUUACCGAGACUUAAGGCACUUAAGCGGAGAUAUGAUCCGAAGGAAUUAUUCAGUCAUUAUAAUCCCGUGAGGAUAUCUGACUCGGAUCAAUAUGAUACCGGUAUUAGUGGCGGAGAGGAAGACAUGAAUGAGUUUCAUUAUGGGGGUCAAACUAGUAUCUUGGGUAAUUAA